Messenger RNA from Ananas comosus (pineapple), 1042 nucleotides. RefSeq lists its product as uncharacterized. NCBI's taxonomy places the organism in Eukaryota, Viridiplantae, Streptophyta, Magnoliopsida, Poales, Bromeliaceae. The record is from RefSeq and is a predicted model, not a curated record. The coding region runs from base 187 to 783 and encodes 198 amino acids. The transcript has 2 exons.
CUUCUUCUACCACACAAGCCAAAUGUAGUACCUCCUCAUCUACUAUUGUGUGCUCAUUUUUCCCCCUCCAUUCAUUGGCUCUACACCUGCUACUGCCACUUACUACUGCAUAUAUGAUACUAAGAAGUCUCUCCCUGUUCACUUAGCCAAAACACAAGUAGCUUGCUUCUUCAUCUUCUACUUUCCAUGGCUUCUUCUCCUCUAGCAGUUGAAUCGCAUCUUCUUCUUCUUCUUCUUCUCCUCCUAGCUUUCACUCAUGUCGGCUUCUCGGCGGGCCAGAUGCUGAAGGGAUCAGUCACUUGCCUUGAUUGCACUCCUCACCAUAACCUCUCUGGAGUCGUCGUAGCUGUUAAAUGCGCCCACAUGAAGAAGCUGCUCCCCGCAGUAACAAACAACGAAGGCUACUUCAUUGUAUCGAUUCCGGCAACGACCCCGAAAUCGUCGCCGACUUUAACCCCGCAAUGCUUUGCUCGUCUCCUCGGGGGCCGCGAGCAACUCUAUGCCUUCGAGCGGUCCAUGGCGGCGAGCAUCGUGGCCGUCGGUCGCGGAUCCAACGGCUACGAUCUCGCCUCGCCCCUCGCGUACUUGUCCAAGUGCCCCCUCAAUAUCGAGCUCGACAACAAAGUCGGCGCCGAGAAGGCCUCGCCGAGACCUCCGCCCCCGAAGAAUUCGGCGCCGAGUACGGGUGGGUUGCCGAGAUCUGGUAAUGAGGCGCCCCCCUAUGGGUUGGGGAUUCCGCUUAUUUACUUAUUUCCCUUCAUACCCAUCAUCGGAAUACCCUGAUUUGGGAGAGUUGGAUUGGGAGUAUCAAUUACAUGUGUAAUAGUAAUUCCAUGUUGUAGUUCUUCUUGUUGUUGUUAAGCAAUCUAUGAUGGUGAAGUUGGGUAGGUAGGGGAGUGUUUUGUGUUUGUAAGAAAAUGUAAUGCGUGGAUCCUACUUAUGCUUACAUGUAUGUAAUUAUGUGUCUCUCUGCGGAUAUUGGAGGUGUUUUGAAAAAGAUGAUCCUUAUUUGUAGAUAGUUAUAAACUGUAUUUGUUUAAAA